This is a messenger RNA of Bipolaris maydis ATCC 48331, 893 nucleotides long. RefSeq lists its product as uncharacterized. Lineage: Eukaryota; Fungi; Ascomycota; Dothideomycetes; Pleosporales; Pleosporaceae. The record is from RefSeq and is a predicted model, not a curated record.
ACAGCCACAGUCAAUAAAUAUGCAUAUAGACCCGCGUCGAGUACGAGCUAUAACCCUCCCCACCUCAGGAAAUCGAUAGAAAAAAAAUAACCCCGCUGCUUUCGUAUCGUCACAACGCUGCCGCGUCAUUUCGCGAAUUCGUCAUCACAACACUCACCAUGCGCACUGUCUUCACAGUAGCAACGACGGCAGUACUCUGCUCCCUCGUCUCCGCCCUACCAACAUCCAACCUCGACCCACGAGCAGGCGGCCCGGCAAUCGUACCCAUCCCCUCCACCUGCACCGUCACGCCCCUCGCGCCACCCACCACCAGCAGCAGCAGCAGCAACAAUAACAACCAGUCCUUCCUCCCCGCCCCCGGCACCACCGACGCCUCCCUCUACAGCGCCUACUACCCCUCCUUCUCCUCCAACAAAACACAAAUGGCCCAACAGUGCCUCCAGCAAUGCUACGGCUACGGCGACCAUGUCGAGUGCAAGACGGCGUUUUGGGCUGAGAACGUGCUUGUGCCCCCGGGGUAUUAUGGUACCCAGGGCGGAUAUCUGGCUACCGCUUGCUUGAUGUUUGAUCGCUUGUUGGGCCAGGGAGAUUUUGUCGCGGCACCCGAGGGGCAGGGGACUGGGGCAUUUGCCGCGACGGUCGAGUGUUGAUGUGAUGAUGGGGUGUGAUGGAGUAUGAGACACGAGGUAUGGGAAUAGGUUGGCGUUUUUUUUUCGGCUUCGUGAGGGUAACAUGGGUUUACGAAUAUGGUUGAACACACCAGGAUGACAUUGGGAUGGAUGAGUUUGAUGGAUACGUAAUGAUUUCGCUUACAGCGUGUUUUUGUUUUGUUUUCAGAAGCGACAAACUUUUAGAAUAAAACUCAAUUCAAAAAUCAGACAUGAUGGAUAAUA